ACGCCUCAGACGAGGAAUUUGUUAAACUUCAAAAUAUGCUUGAAAUAAAUGAAGGUGAAAAUGCAGCAGCUGAUGGCUGCAGUCCAAAUCCAUGUCAAAAUAAUCAGAGAUGUGAAGCAAAAUCAGGAGGUAAAUUUAAAUGCAGUUGCAAAUUGCCAUUCAAAGGAGAUUUUUGCGAAAAAUCUCCUUGUAAUCCAAAUCCAUGCAAAAAUGACGGAAAUUGCAGCAUUUCUUUUCUUAGCGCAAAAUGUAGUUGCAUGCCGGGAUAUAAAGGAGACAAAUGCACUGGAGCUGAAUGUAAUAGCACUGUCUGUAAAAAUGGUGGUACCUGUAAAGUGGUAAACAACAAGAUCAGCUGCGGUUGUGUUUCUUCCUACAGUGGUCCUUACUGUGAAACUAAAAAAGGUAAAUCGCAUCUCGUAAAAUUUUUUUUAAAUGCAAGUAAGCAACAGUCAAAUAUAAUUAAAUAGCCUAAAAAGUAAGUAUGACUUAAGUAAUUCUUAUGAAUUUCAUCCUUUUUUAACUGGAAGAAAUGUUUUACUGUUAAAUAACAGAAUGGAAUUAAGGUAUUAAACAAUGACGAUGUGAAUGACAUAUGAUGUUUUCUUUCAUUCAAUGAGUUUUCAGAUAAUAAAUAAAUUCUUUCGCAAUUUAUCUGGUAAAUAUUGCACACCUAAAUCGAAAUAGUUUUAUGUCAAAAAUUAUUAUCUGCAUUUUGUUUUGUCGUGUCUCAUAGGCGACACAAUUAAACUCGGUUGAAUUGCUUUCAUACAGCGCACCAUUAAAACAAUAGACUACGUCUUUUCAUCAUAUGAAGUCUUACUUUUACUCUUAGGAUGAUGCUCAAAAAUAUGUUCUUGUACAUAGAAGAGUAAAAUAUAUAAAUUAUAUGUAAAAUACAUACUUUAUUAACUUAGAUGAGUAAUGAUUUCGAAGCAAGCAGUUAGUCAAUGCAAAAGAAAUGCUAUCAGUAUAAACGAUCUCUUACUUCAAAUAUACUAUGUAGAGAUCACUAUAGCUUUGAAGCUUAAAGAUAUGUAACGAUUUCCAUACAAGCAGUCAGUCAAUGCAAACGAAAUGUAAACAGGAUAAAUGAUUUAUUACUUCAAAUAUUCUAUAUAGAGAUCAGUAUAGCUUUGAAGGUUAGAGAUGGGUAACGAUUUCCAUGCAAGCAUCAGUUAGUCAAAGCAAAAGAAAUGUUAUCAGGAUGAGAAAAUAAUCUCAAAAUCCACGCACUUGAGAUUGCGAAUCAUACUCCCAAUUUUUUUGUAAAAUGUACAUGAAUUAAACCAAAUAUUGUACAGUGCGCCAAAAAAAAGAAAGAAAAACGGAUUACUCUGAUUAACUUUUUGUCUGAUAAGAGGUUCUUCACGUUCUAGGAUUCAACUUUAAUGAUUCUAGGGUGUGACUUCGUAUAUGCUAAUUAAUUAGUGCAGACUAUAUUUAAGUUACGAAAUAAGACUCAAAAUGUGUACUUUCUCUGAAUAGACAUGCACUUUUUUAUGAAUUCGGAUUUCAUA
This is a messenger RNA of Parasteatoda tepidariorum (common house spider), 1520 nucleotides long. The record is from RefSeq and is a predicted model, not a curated record. NCBI's taxonomy places the organism in Eukaryota, Metazoa, Arthropoda, Arachnida, Araneae, Theridiidae.